AUGAGCAGAAGCAAUGUGUAUAUGGACAUCAAAAUUGGGGAUGAAAAAGUCGGAAGAAUAGUAAUUGAACUGUUCGACGACAAAGCUCCCAAAAGCAGUAAGAAUUUCUACCACCUAUGCAAAGGCGAUGCCCAGAUUGGGAGCCGUCAAUUGUGGUAUAAAAACAACUUCUUCCACCGAGUAAUUCAGAGUUUUAUGGUGCAAGCCGGUGAUAUAAUUUACGGUUCAAAAGGACCUGAAAAAUCUGAUGACAUCGGCAAGGGAGGCUGCUCGAUCUUUGGCAAGAAAGAUGAGCUCGAUUUGGACAGCACAUUGGAAACCGUUGGUGGUGUACGUUGCUGUGGAAUAUUUGAAGACGAAAACCUAGGUGACUUCACAGAGCCAUUUAUGGUUGCGAUGGCUAAUAUGGGCGAGGCCGACACUAAUAGCUCGCAGUUUUUCAUCACCACUUGCUCCUCGCCGCAUUUGAACAAUAAGCAUAGCGUUAUUGGUCGAGUUGUGUACGGAAAGUCGGUUGUGAGAAGCAUAGAGCAUACGGCGGUUGAUUCCGAUGGAUUCCCCACUACGCCUGUUUUAAUAGAAGACUGCGGCGAAUGGAACGAAACUCUCGGGAUUCCUCUAUACAACGCCUCAAACAACACUAUCGGAGGAGAUGUUUUCGAAGAAUACCCAGAUGACGAUCUGAAUUUUGACAAAGAUUCAGCAGAAAAAGCUUAUGAGGCAUCCUGUAUCAUCAAGGAUUCGGGCUCGCUGUUGUUUAAAUCAAAAGACUACCAAAAUGCAUACUUCAAGUACAGAAAAGCACUCAAGUAUGUCAAUGAGUUCAUACCUGACAUUGACAUGGAUAAAGUGUUCUACGAGAAGUUUACCGAAUUAAAAGCAAAGCUAUACUUGAAUUUGAUCCUAGUUAUGUUCAAUCAAAAGAAGUACGAAGAUGCUAUCAAGUAUUCUGUUUACCUCCUUGAGAUUCCAGAAGCCUCUGGGCUUGACAGAGCUAAAGCGUACUAUAGGAGCGGCAAUUGUCAUCUAAUGAAAAAAAGAUUUGAUAAGGCCCUUGCAGAUUUCAAUGCAUGCAAAGAACACAAUCCAAAUGACGAAGCUGUAGAUAAAAAGAUUGGAGAAGCACAAAAUAAACUGGAGGAGUCCAAGGAAAGAACAAGGAAGAGCAUUGCAAAAUUCUUCAGUUAG
Molecule: messenger RNA, 1188 nt
Organism: Lachancea thermotolerans CBS 6340
Lineage: Eukaryota; Fungi; Ascomycota; Saccharomycetes; Saccharomycetales; Saccharomycetaceae
Gene: CPR7
Product: peptidylprolyl isomerase CPR7
Exons: 1
Coding region: 1-1188 (395 amino acids)
Biological process (GO): protein folding; protein peptidyl-prolyl isomerization
Molecular function (GO): protein binding; peptidyl-prolyl cis-trans isomerase activity
Source: RefSeq, a predicted model, not a curated record